Molecule: messenger RNA, 474 nt
Organism: Lagopus leucura (white-tailed ptarmigan)
Lineage: Eukaryota; Metazoa; Chordata; Aves; Galliformes; Phasianidae
Product: olfactory receptor 52R1-like
Exons: 1
Biological process (GO): G protein-coupled receptor signaling pathway
Cellular component (GO): membrane
Molecular function (GO): G protein-coupled receptor activity; olfactory receptor activity
Source: RefSeq, a predicted model, not a curated record
AUGUCUUCUCUGAACUCCACCAACCCCUCCCACCCCCCCUCCUUCCUCCUGCUUGGCAUUCCUGGGCUGGAGAAGCAGCAGUUCUGGAUUGCCUUCCCCUUCUGCAUCAUGUACGCCAUAGCUGUGCUGGGCAACAUCAUCCUUCUCAUCGUCAUCAAGACAGAGUCAAGCCUACAUGAGCCCAUGUACCUCUUCCUGGCCAUGCUGGCCUUCACUGACCUGGUCCUCUCUACAUCCAUGCUGCCCAAAACGCUCGCCAUCUUCUGGUGGGGCUCCAGGGAGAUUGGCUUUGUUUCCUGCCUUGUUCAGUUGUUCUUUGUGCACACCUUCACAGCAGUGGAGUCAGGCGUGCUCAUGGCCAUGGCCUUGGAUCGCUACUUUGCCAUCUGCCAUCCCCUGCGGCACUCCAGCAUCCUCUCCAUGCCGGUGGUGGCAGCUCUCGGGAGCCUGGUGCUGCUGCGUGGAGUCCUCAUG